Messenger RNA from Lytechinus variegatus (green sea urchin), 9320 nucleotides. RefSeq names its product RNA helicase Mov10l1-like. Bases 159 to 5117 code for a protein of 1652 amino acids. Gene Ontology annotation, molecular function: helicase activity. NCBI's taxonomy places the organism in Eukaryota, Metazoa, Echinodermata, Echinoidea, Temnopleuroida, Toxopneustidae. The transcript is spliced from 20 exons. The record is from RefSeq and is a predicted model, not a curated record.
UGCGCAAUACUUAUACCAUAUGCGUGGACGUAAAAUCCCGUGCCGAAACUGGCCUAAAACUGUGGAAAAUAGUAGGUUUUUCUUGUGACUUGACAAAGUGAAGAAUCGUUGUUUCUUGCAUCUUCAGAGAUGAUAACCUUAUAGGACUAUUCUAUAACAUGUUUUCAUCGAUAUCAAAAGCCGUAGCUCAUGUUUGGAGCAGCAGUCUUCCAAAAGAAACAUCAUCAAGUGAAUCUCCCAAUACUAAACCUGAAUCCAGACAAAGAACCGCUCCCACCUAUCCGUGUUCCGGGAGUAGUUACGAUGGAGACGUUCAACCACAAUAUGGUCAAGACGUUGCACCGGGCAAUGCUCAAACAGAUCAUACCAAGUCUGUUCUGUUCCAGGUUGGAGAUGAAGCGGAUGAUCCAUACAAGAGUGGAGCAGAACAAAGUGAAACCACAAGCACAAUCAGUGGAAAGAUCACUCAUGUUUACAGUGACUAUGGACUCAUUGACAACUCGAUCCACUUUAGAUUGGAUUCCGUACUGUAUAACAUGACUCCCAAGGUUGGCUUGAGGGCAGAAGCGACCAUAGAGUCUGGUGGACAUCAAGAUGUAGGUCUCCGAGCUACAGAAGUCAUCAUCUCUAAAGCAGACUGGGAGGAUGACGAGAACGGCGCAGAGGAACCAGAAUGGCACAUCGGCAAGGUGACCAAGACGGAGAGGACCUCUGGAUGGAUGGACGAAACCAUGUUCUACGACCAGGAUGCAUGUCCCUAUGGCUUCAUCCCGCACAGAGGUGACUGGUUGGUUGCAGAAAUGACGAAGAACAUCGAGACUGGAGCCAAGGUUGUAAAGACCGUUCGGCCAUUGAGGGAGAAACGUUUCAAGGGAUUUGUGACUCAAGUGUACCCGGGCUAUGGUUUUAUAGAUGGAACAAUCUACUUCUCCAGGAAGGCAUGUGAUCCGAACUAUGUACCAAAGCGUGAUGACGAAGUAGACGGAAAGGCUAUUGAAUCUGAUCAAAGCAAGGGCAAAUGGAGAGCUGUCACGGUCUCCUUAAAAAAGCAAGAAAGGAUGAUCUAUGGCAAACAGUUCCCUGCAAAUAUGUUUCGAGAAGGAGAAAAUAUGACUAAAGAUAAUAGUAUGGCAGUUACAGUGAGCGGAGAUUUCAACAACAUGUGCAUUGGUCAAGAAAAAAAUGUCACAGUGUAUGUGAGAAACACAGGUGAAGAAACGCGGAAGCUGAUAAAAUCUGAAGCAGUGUGUCUUCUGAGCGACAUCAUUCUCAGUAUCGAUGGUGUUGCUGAAGAUGCGGUGAAGAAAUCUACUGGAUUGAGCUCCUGCAACCAAUCCAUUGAGGUUACUUCUGGCAGCAAAAUCAGUUUGACUGUAACCAUCACAGCAAGGAGUGUUGGAAAAUCAGCCUGCCAGCUUGUAUUGACCUUUGACUCCUCCUCUAUCAGUCGUCCAAUACCCAUUACUGUCAAGGAAGCCGCAAACAACCUUCUGACAUCCUGUCACCUCAGUGGCAAGGAGAAGUGGAUGAAGGAACAUGCCAUGGUGUCAAGUGGAAGAGGACCGGCAGUGCUUCCCGGUGUGAGACCAGCUAGAACCUCCAAUCCAAAUCUUCCAGUGAAGCUUGGCUAUUAUCCAGUCGGCAAACGGCUCAAAGAGUGUUAUGCAGAAAAGAGGGAUGUCACUGAGAUUUGUCCACAGUUAAAGCAGUCUCUGAGACCUGAUAACUACUUCACAAUUUUCUCAGCACUUCUCCACAUAGAAGAACUGAAGAUGGAAGUAGAUAUGAGAGAAUUUGAUCUGGAACGGGCUAGUAUGAGACCCAGAGGUGAGUUCUUGUCCUUGGAAGUACCUGGUCUUGCUGAAGGUAGACCUUCUGUUCUUGUUGGAGAUAAGGUCAUAUUGACAGAGCCCUACGCAAGCCCAAAUGCACCUCGUUUUGAAGGAUUUGUACAUGAGGUGCACAACGAAGACAUCUUCUUGAAAUUUCAUCCUCAUUUCCAAGAAUCGUAUGGAGCAGAGAUAUUCAGUGUUAUGUUCACAUUCUCAAGAACCCCUUUAAGAAGAUGCCAUCAAGUUGUUGAGAUGGCAGCACUCAUCCUGGGAAAAGAAGUCCUCUUUCCAACUGAAAUGAGAGCCAGGUCCCCACAAGUGGAGGUCUCCUUUGCAACCAUCCAGCGUUCAGUCGUGUACCCUGGCCGUCCCAGGACCGUCAUCAAGCUCCCCACUCCCAAGAACAUUCCAAGACCUCUAUCUUCCGAGAGCAGUCCUACCAAAGAACCCUCGCAGUCCCAGAGUCCCAUCAAAAGCAUCAUAGUGAAUGCUUCAGGGUCGACUGAAACCAUAGCCAGCCAGGAUGUCCGAUUGGUUCGGAAACCCUCUGAGGCUGACAAGGACUCCGAGAAGCUCACCUUCCUGGUACCCAACGCCCUCUUGGAUGGAGUAGCUACCACGCAGGAUAUGACGGAACGUGGUGAAGGGGACGACAAAGCAGAGUUCUUUAAUAAUAAGCUGAACGCCCGCCAGAGGUCUGCUGUCAUGAGAAUUCUCAAAGGAGAGGGUAGACCUACUCCCUACAUUCUCUUUGGACCACCGGGUACAGGGAAGACGAUCACUAUUGUUGAAACUAUUCUCCAGAUUCACAAGCACUUACCGUCGAGUCGUAUCCUGGCCUGUACACCAUCCAACAGUGCUGCAGAUCUUUUGGCUGAACGACUUCAUCAGAGUGGUGCUGUCAAGAAAGUUGACAUGGUCCGCCUGAAUUCCUUCCGUCGCUCAGAUAUGAACAUACCAGAGUGCAUCCACCAGUACUGCAGCAACGGAGAAGAGCUUCGGGCUGUAAGUCAUCAUAGAAUCAUCAUCAGUACCUGCUCUACCGGAGGCCAGUUCUAUUCUCUUGGUCUGAAACCCGGUCACUUCUCCCAUGUCAUCGUAGACGAGGCUGGACAAGCUACGGAACCUGAGACGCUCGUAGGUAUAGGGCUGUCUUCUGGUGGCCUUGAUGGACAGAUUGUCUUAGCUGGUGACCCGAUGCAGUUGGGACCAGUUUUAGCCAGUUCUCAAGCAGGUGAACUGGGUUUGGAGCAGUCCCUGUUAGAGAGGCUGAUGAAACGAGACUUGUACCAAAGAGACGCUAAAACAUUCAGGGACCACGGCGGAUACAACCCACUCCUGGUAACAAAACUUGUCAACAACUACCGUUCCCACCCUGCAUUGCUGAAGCUUCCAUCGCAGUGUUUCUAUCACGAUGAGCUGAAUGCCUGCGCCAACAUCGAGAUGAGAGAAAUGGCUUGUGGUUGGAACCAGCUCCCCAACAAAAACGGUUUCCCCAUCAUCUUCCACGGUAUACAGGGAGCUGAUUUGAAAGAAGGCAAUAGCCCAUCUUGGUGUAACCCUGCUGAAGCCGUUCAAGCCGUGACGUAUCUUCAGGAUCUUUUGAGCUGCUCUGAAUGUCACCUUAGGGAGAGUGACAUAGGAAUAAUUACACCGUAUAGAAAACAGGUUGACAAGUUGAACCUUCUCCUAGAUAGUGUAGAUAUUUUAGAUACCAAAGUAGGAUCAGUAGAAGAGUUUCAGGGUCAAGAAAGACUGGUCAUCAUCAUAUCAACGGUGAGGUCAAGUGCCAGUCUGAUGAACUUUGACAUCCGGCAUCAGCUUGGAUUCCUUAGCAACCCGAAACGUUUCAAUGUUGCCAUAACACGACCCCAAGCCCUGCUCAUUGUCGUGGGGAAUCCCCAUCUUCUUGUCAAUGACUAUCACUGGCGGGCACUGCUGAAAUACUGUCUGAAGAAUGGUGCCUAUGUCGGAUGUCAGCCACCAACGGAGGAAACCAUGAAGAGCUUUGAUGACCCUCAGGCAGAGGAGAAAGAAGAAACUGAGAAGGAGAACAAGGGACUUGAAGGAAGCGUCCAAGAUGUUCCAAAGAAAGAGCAUCCAUUUCGCCUGAAAGAGAAUGUUACGGUUGAACCACAGGUUCAUGUUACAGGAGCGGUUGAGACAAAUCAACAGGUGCCAGUGGAUUCUUUUGAAAGACAGCUUGGCGAAGUGAAACAAGAUGGUGCUACAAGUCCUGUUGCAAGGAUCUCUUCAAGUAAAAUAACGGAUGGUGGAGGAGUUGUUUUACAGAUGAAGUUGACACCAGAAAGGACAAGUGAUGGUAGCUCUGAAGCAAUGAAUUCUUCAGAUACAGUUGGUGUUGUUCCAGUUUGCAGUACUCCUAUUUUGAAAGCAGAGCAUAGAGAAAAGGGAGAAGUGAAAGUCAGCAAGGAGAAGGAUGGGACAGAGAUCUGGGACGUCUAUGACAGUGAUGAUCCAGAGGUGAUGUCCUCCAAGCCUUGGUGUUCAAUAGAAGAGGACUGUCCAAACCUGGAUGGCUUCACAGCUCCAAGUAGAGGCUGGUAUGACACCACCGGUGACCCCUUACCUGAUCUUGUCAUGGAUAGUGACAGUUCUUCAGGAAAUGCCAAAAGAUUGAAGGAGAUUUAUCCAAGCAACACAAUUAGUCCAGAGAAAAGUGAUGUUCCAGGUGCUGUCCCCUGUAUGCCACUUGAAGGGUUGGGUUAUGAUAGAGACAAGGGAAGGGAUGGCAGAACAAGUAGUGCAGAAGAACAUUCUGCAAGGACUGACAGCAGUACACACACACUAGAUCCAUCCUCUGAUGGAGUGUCUCCAGGGGAGAGAAAGGAGAUGGUGUUGCAGAAGAGAACACAACCAGAUGAACAGGUUCUUGACAAUACUGCAACUGCCUCUUCCAUUUUUGGAGGAGCAAAGCCAGUACAUAUAGCUUCUAGGGAAAGUGACAUUGCAGAAAAGAUGGAGAGGGAAGUGAGACAUCUUAGAAUUGAGCAGAGUGGUGUCCAUGUUCGGCAAGGCGGUGAGAGGUCUAACGGUAGAGAAAAAGGAAAUAGUCACAGCAGCUCUGGCUCUGACAGGGAAUGGUCAAGGUCAAGAAAAUGGAGAAGGGAUAGUGAAAGAUCAAACCAGGAAGAAGUGUUUUGUCAAGAUAAGCGAUCAUCAGUCUCACCUCAUCAAACAUCAGGUGGCAUUAAACAGCAACGUGAUGUGAAAUUUAUUCAGUCUCAACGAGCGUGGAAUUCCAAGAGACAAGUCAUCAGAUAGCUGGUCUGACGGUGGAUGGAAUACAUCAGAAAAUGAAUGGGUUAUUAAUGUUACAGAUCAUGCAGCUAGGAAAAGUAGCAGCUUUGAGAGCUCUUCAAAACAAUACAAAGAUUUGACAAGUCAUCAGCAAGGUAUUGAAUCAGAAUGGUCAGAGCAACGUAAGUCCUAGUCCCAAAGCUUGUGAAUCUUUCACACAGAGAAGGGAUAGUUCAAGAUCAAACAGUCAAGAAGAGCUACAUAAAGCUUAUCAAGCAUCAGUUUCACCACAUCAGACAUCAGGUAGUAUUAAACAGCAGCGUGAUGUCAAGGCCAUUCAGUCUCAAAGAGCAUGGAAUUCCAAAAGGGACAGGUCUUCGGAAAGUUGGUCAGAUGGUGGAUGGAGUACAUCUGAAAAUGAAUGGGAUUCUAAGGCAACAGACCCUGCACCAAAAAAAGGAAGCAACCCCCAGAUAUCUCCCAGUCCUAACCAAGGGGGUCAAAGAUGGUCUGAGAGGCAAAAUACGAGUACAUCUACUCCCAUGGACAAGGUACCAUCAGGUGUGAGACAUCAGGGUAAUUCUGUUUCUGGACAAUCUUCUGUAAGUAACAGGAACGGUAAUUCUGAUGAAGAAACUGGUGAAGACUUCAGUGCUUCUUCCUGGGCACCAAGACAUCAAGAGAGAAUUCCAGAAAAAAGAAAACUUUCCUUGAAUUCAGAAAUGAAACCAAGGGAUAAUAAAGUUUAUGCAAUUCCUGUUUCUGUCCACUCCUCAUCAAAUGAUUCCCAUUACAGUUGCACAAGAACUACUGGCAUAGAAGCUUUGGGAAGUUCGCAAGUCCCGUUUCCUCAGUGCUCAACUUCAUCAGAUAAUGCCAAAGGUACAAAAGACUUUGUUAAAUAUGUGAGUAGAGGAAGAGGACUUGUCUCGAGUGCUUCCGCUUUCACCGAGCCCAAUGUUGGUAGGAGAGAAAGCAGUAUAACGUCCCCUCAGAGAGUGGCCCAACAAACCAAAUGGAGUUCUGCAAAUCAAGAUCCAGGAUCACCAUAUUCCCAGAGGGAGCAGAAUUUGUACCAAUCUCCUGGAUAUGGUCGAGGGUUCUUUAAUACUAGACAGAUGAUGGAAGACUACUCCUCUGGGUAUAGAGGGGAUUUUAGAGGAAAUGGAAGGGGGUUCAACAGGGGGAGAGGUCGAGGGAGAGGAAGGGGUCGAGGUAGAGGACUAUUGGCCACCAACUUUAACUUUGAACAGUGAUGAUAUUCAGGAAAUGGGAGGGGUGAUCCAAGUAUCGUAUGCUGUCUAGAUUGAAAUGUUUCACUGAUAGACCUCCUAGAAAAGAAAAGAACACUGAUAUUUGAUAGACAUGGUGAUUGGAAGGAGAGUUGUUGUCUUUUAUGUAUGUGUAUGGAUAUACUAGUGAAGUUAUGACUAGUAUGUAAGAUUUCUCUUGAGAGGAGUUGUCUCGUACAGUUCAGCUUAGCAAUAUUUUUAUAUGUAUGUCUUUUAAUGUCUGUCGUAUAAACUCCACCAGAAACAAAGCCUGGAAGUACAUGUAACAACUCUGAAAAGCAGCUUAGUUCAUAUCACAUUGUGAGAACUGUUUAUUUUUGUGGUUAUAGACUUGUGAUGUUCAUAUUUUUAGUUUUAAGAAAUGCUAUUGUUUUCGGUGUUAACUUCAUCAUGUAAACAUGGAGACAUGAUGUGAAUGAUGCAGUAUAUUAUCUUUAAUAAUGAUAUUUCUUUGUAUUGGACAAUUUUUACCCUUGUAUGGAUUGCCUACAUUAUGAUAUAUUCUGCCCCUUGCAUGUUGUAUUAAUUGAUCUUGCCUACCAUAAGGGAAUAAUAGGACUUGCUACAUGCCAAAUACAAGUGAGUUUGUUUGACAAUGAUUACUCAAUGACAUAGUCAACAAAUCAACAUUUGAACAAUGUUAUCUCUUUAAUCAUUUUCCUUUGUCCUGUUCAAAACGAGAACCUGAUUUGAAAUGUUUAUUCCGAAAUGAUUGUUUUGGGAGCAAUUCACACAAAACAUCUCCAUGAUUGUCACUCACAAUUUUUCUCUUAGCCAAUCAGAUUAACGACUUUAUUAGCUCUCAGAUCAUUUCCCAUUCUAUCUUUGGCUAUCAUCUAGGCUUAUCCAUUAGCCAGGUAUUUAUGUUUAUGAUGUAACUUACUGUAUGCUUAGAUGCCACUUGUUUCUUUUUUGCAGUCUAUCAGGUUUCAUGAGAAACAUCUUUCCCCCGUUAAUAUUAUGCACAUGUCUAUUGCGAAUCAUUUGAAAUGAUUUGUCACCCCUUUCUACAUCAGUCAAAACACUGCCAUUCAUUUGACAAGGUUACUUUCCUUGUAUUCAUUAUAAAUGACAAGCAUCCUUUUAGCUUGUGAUAUGUCUCAGAAUCUUAUUUAGAUUUUGUGAGGAUGCGUCAUGAAAGGUUUUUCGAAUCCAAUGGAAAUGACAUACUAAAUAUGAAAUUCACAUUCUUGCCUAUUCUAUGUACCUUACCUAACAUGUGUUUUCAAACUUAGUUUGAUGUAUUGCUAAUUUCUGCCAAGCCUAUUACUUAUAGUAUACUGUAUUAAUAGACAACUACGGUUUAAUAAGUUCCUAUAACUCUAGUACCUUAGUGCCAGUUGUGGAUAUUACAUUUUAGAAUUUUUCCCUCACUCUUAGCCUUGGGUAAAUAAUCCUAAACUAAAUGUAUUUCCGGUAACCGUCCUGCAGGAGAUGUUCUGCUCCUCAAAUUUUGUUGUCUCUAUCCUCCUCCCAUGUUAAUGUGCUGUAUUCAUUACUUAAUAUUAUACAUACAUCUAAAGCCUGUUCUUUAAUUGACUUACACUGCCAAAGGGGGGAAAUAGUUUUAUAGUUCUUCAUAUUUUUUUUUCUUUAAAUACAUAGACUCUUUGAAUUGUAAAUGGUGCAACCAAUACCUACAACAAUUUUGAUGUUAAAAUAUUGUUACUGAAUGAUUGAUUAUAAGUGUCAACUGUCUAUAAGUAUUUAGGUAAUGGAAAAACUAAACAUGCAAACAAUCUUGUUACAUGCUUCAAAAUAACUUCUUAACAAUCUAAUUCAGAUUGGUAUACAACUAUUUGCUGUGUAGUUAAUAGAAAAGUGCUGCUUUUUAUUAUUUUUUGUUGGGUUUUCUCAAGCCAAAUCUGAACAACUUGUGGAAGAUUAGAAGCAUCAAUACCACAAGUAUAAUUACUGCUGUUAACUGUGCAAUAUGUAUAAGUACUAUUCCACUCAAAUCUUGUGGAUAAGCUAUAUGUUUAGCCUGAUCUUAGAUGUGUUAACUGUCAGUGUUUUUUUUUCCAAGUGUAUGUAUAUGAUGGUCUUCCAAAGUGAUUUUCUCUGGUAGUUAAUUCAUUUCUUGUCCUUUAAGUUUGGUAAGUUUUUACCAACUUAAUUCACGACUGUAAUAUAAAAUAUUCACUUGUUUUUGGCUGAAUAGUUGCUAUGGAAUUUAGUGUACAUUCUCUUUUGAGUAUUAAUUUCCAUUUUAAGAAACUGACAUCACUGACUCUAAUUCUUACAUCAAAGCUGUUCUCCAAAGUGCCAAAGUUUAUGCUAAAUCCUAUUUUCAGCCUAGAAUAUUAUGUUUAGUCCACAGUUUUUCAUUUGUGUGUGUAGACAAGUUCAUUCUUAAUACCAUUAGUGUCUAAUUUGCAUGUGUGCAGCCAUUACAGCUUAGAAUUUGUUCAUGAUACAUGGAGGUUGUUAAGGCUUGACAGCAUAUGCCAAAGUAUAUGACAAGCUGUUUGAUCCCCUUGUCGUCCCCUUUUCAUUAUCAGGAAUUUAUUUGUUUUAAUUUAAAUUCUUGAUACCAAGAUUUGCAACUUGUUAACUCAAAAUGAAUUCUUUAUACUGUGUCAAGAAAUCAAAGACUAUCCGUAAUUUCAAGGAUGUGAUCUUUAUACAAAAAAUAAAUUCUUGCUUUUAACAAAUAGGAUUUAUGGUAAAAAUGGCUUGCCAUACAUAGAUCGACAAAUGCUUUGCAUAUUUGAACUCAUUUAGAUUUCCAUUGGUGUAUAAUUGAUCAAAAAUCAUUUUGCUUACCAAUGAGGUCUUUAUUUUUUAAACUGCUCCAAGCUAGACAUAUAGAACACAGCAAUGCAGAAAGGAUGGAGUGCAAGUUUUAGCAUUUAGAUUUAGGUUGUAAAUUUACAUUCCAUGUUAUGUAAAUUUCUAUUUUGUAUGUACACAUAAUUAUUUCAAAUAAAUAGCC